Limulus polyphemus (Atlantic horseshoe crab) is the source of this 3648-nucleotide messenger RNA. Its product is annotated as cytoplasmic polyadenylation element-binding protein 1-like. The transcript is spliced from 11 exons. Gene Ontology annotation, molecular function: mRNA 3'-UTR binding; translation factor activity, RNA binding; mRNA regulatory element binding translation repressor activity. NCBI's taxonomy places the organism in Eukaryota, Metazoa, Arthropoda, Merostomata, Xiphosura, Limulidae. Gene Ontology annotation, biological process: negative regulation of cytoplasmic translation. Gene Ontology annotation, cellular component: synapse; neuron projection; cytoplasm. The record is from RefSeq and is a predicted model, not a curated record. Bases 377 to 2104 code for a protein of 575 amino acids.
GAGUUUGCCGGAAGGGGCAGUAGGCUGACUUACACGUACUGCUGUCGCAUACACGUAUGCUGGAAAGUUCAGUUUCCACGUGAGCAGAUGGGAAGUGAAGAGAUCAAGACUACUAGCCCAGUCAGUUGAGUAGAAUGAUCCACCAAGGCUGGUAUGCAAAUAUGUAUUUCGUCAGCCGAUUAUGUUUGGGAUAUAAAACACUGUUGAGCCAUUAUUGAUACUUAGAGCCAUUGAAUGGACUUGGUAGUAGUGUGAAGAAGUUCGUGCUGGGAAACUACUAGCUACAAAAUUGUGUUUUAUAUUGUGAUACCUUGAUAAUUUUAACGAUUUUAAUUCUCGCUAGUGCAGUGUAAAACGCUGCCCAUGUAAUAGAACGAUGUCUGUUUUAAUUCCGAGUAUACAACACAAUUCGCCUGAUACAGAAGGUAAGGCACUAUCCAACGAAAAUGGUGAAGUAGCUGGAAACUAUGAAAUUUUCCAACGUAUAAAUCAAAUGCUAGACAACACGUUAGACUUGACUUGUUAUACUGAGCCUGACUUUAAAAGUGAUAACCAAGUUUCAGAUUCUACCAUGGUAGAGCUCUUGGGAUUGAGUGGAAGAAAUAAUUGUUCAGGUUUCCAGAACUCUAACAUUUUAGCCAGCCCACAGUCCAGUAGUUAUAAUUGUGGAUUUUUCCAGAACUCUCUACCAGCUCGAAGCUUGGCAGCAUUAGUUUCUGGAUCUUCUCCAUCUUAUACUAAUGACCAAACUAACAAUCAACAUGUAAGAACACUGAAUUAUGGUAACUUUAAAUAUCCCGAUGUGGGUUCCUCGUUGAAUCGGAUGCUUCAGCAGAAUUCUAGCUUAAACUCUACAACCAAUAUGGGUCUACUUCGGCCCAUUAGAGCUGCUUCUCCUCCUUCCGUACAUCAUGUCUGUGAUCAAGGAAGCCCAACAAUAGAACAAGCUAUCUUAAUGGGCUGUGAUGCAUUUCGAGAGAACAGGAGCUCUUCACCAACAGAUUCUGACACUAGUGGAAUUAGUAGUGUUUCAGACUUGAGCAAUCUUUCUGAUCUUAUGAACAGUCUGAGUCUUGGAACUCCAAUUGGUAAUCUAAACCCUCUGGGGGCAGUUGGAUACCAAAAUACUCUGGGCAGCAAUCUAGUAAACAGGCCAGAAGAACCUCCCCUUUUUUCUUCGCCUUUCUUUUCCGAUCGACGAUGGACAAAUGUUAACUCUGUCUUUGGUUACAGAGAAAUGGACACAGUUGACCAUGCAGCUAAAAUUUACAGAAACUCAGCCUUGUUUAGCCAAGCCACCUGUACAUGGAGUGGUCAACUUCCUCCACGAAUCCACAAGAAUCCAGUUUAUUCCUGUAAAGUAUUCUUGGGAGGAGUACCUUGGGAUAUAACGGAAGCUGGAUUAGGAGAAGCGUUUGCACCUUUUGGACCCAUCAAAAUACAAUGGCCUGGUAGAGAUAGCAAAAAUCAAACCUAUCCACCAAAAGCUGGUUACGUGUACAUUAUUUUUGAUUCUGAAAAGUGUGUAAAGUCUCUUCUACAAGCCUGCACUCAUGACUUUAGCAAUGGGGGCAACUGGUACUUCAAGAUUUCUUCUCGCAGAAUGAGGUGCAAGGAGGUUCAGGUCAUCCCAUGGGUUAUUGGUGAUAGCAACUAUGUUCGUUGUCCAUCGCAAAGGCUGGACCCUAGCAGAACAAUCUUUGUUGGAGCUCUUCAUGGAAUGUUGAAUGCCGAAGGUCUAGCACACCUUAUGAAUGACCUUUUUGGUGGUGUUGUGUAUGCUGGGAUUGACACUGAUAAGUACAAGUAUCCCAUAGGUUCUGGCAGAAUUACCUUUAAUAACCAAAAGAGUUACAUGAAAGCUGUGUCGGCUGCCUUCAUAGAAAUUAAAACUUCAAGGUUUACUAAAAAAGUGCAAGUGGAUCCAUACCUGGAAGAUGCAAUCUGCUCUAGCUGUCAGUUGCAGCAAGGGCCAAUCUUCUGUCGAGACUUGUCGUGCUUCCGCUACUUCUGUCGAGCUUGCUGGCAGUGGCAGCAUUCUCUAGACUCUACACGAAGCCAUAAGCCACUAAUGAGAAAUAACAAAUCCUGUCGUUUGAUAUGAGAGUGAGAAGUGUGGCUAGAAGAUUAACUACACAUGUGUAUUUUUGCAGAAAUUUGUAUGCUUUGUUAAAUUUUAAGUUUUUAUUUUGCCACAAAGUAACUGAUGUAGUCAAAUUGGGCUUAUUUGAUGACUAGUUGAAAUGUUAGUUGAGUCUUGUUAUUUUAUAUUGGGCACUGUUAACUUAAGCUGUUAUGGAGUGUUUAAAUAUGGCUAACCCAUUUAUGUUAAUGUUUUGUUUUUUGUACAUAGUUUAAGUCUAUUAAUAUGGAAAAUAUUUCUAAAGUAUUAAGUUAACCUUUAAAUUGCAACCAUGGCUCUCAAAACUAUUUACAAAUUCUAAAGUUUUCUGUUUUAUUUAAUACAUUCCUAGUUACAGUAGCACUUCUAUAUGUGUUGGUGAACUUAACUUCAGCCACCAGGGAACUUGUUUUGUUUUUUUUAAACUGGCCAAUCACAACUUUGUUUUUUAUGGAUCAUUAUAACUUUUUUGGAACCCAUUUAUAUUUAAUCUAAACACAAGUCUGCAUUUCCUUGGAGCUCUUGUAUGACUUGUAUUUUCAUAAUUUUUAAAGACUUGCUAUUGGCUUCUGUUGUUGCUAAUUAAUACUUUGGUACUUUUAGUAAAGGCUGUUUAUCUAUUUUGUAUAUCUCUCGUAAGCCUUAAUUAAUUUCAAUCUUAACUUGUGUGGAAAUUUAAAGGCAUCUAACUGUGAUGCUUUAAGACUAUUACAUUGUACUUACUUUUUUUAGAUUCAACUCUGAGAACUUUAAAUGUUAGUAGUUUGUCACUUUUAACCUGAAAAUCUUGGUGUAGUUGGUGCAUUUUUUUUUUUUUUCCCCCCAAACUGUGACAUUUUUUAUCAAUUUUGUGCCAUUUAAAUUUUCUGUUGCACUUAACUGUGUUUUUUAAGUAAAAUGACACUUACUGUGAUUUUUAGCUCUCAUUAGAUUAGUUAAAAGAACUAUAAAUUUAAUGUAGAACAGACUAGUGACUGUUAUGUACAUUUACUACUUGGGAUAAGAAAGAAAUGGAUAUUGUGUUUUUACCCUGGUCUAGCUUUGACCUUUUUAUAGAACACUGCUUGAAAGAGGGGCAAGUAUCUCUAGGUUCUUCCAGGACUUAUUACCAUCUACUUCCAAUCCAUUCAAACAAGGUUUCUUGAAAAUGGCAGCUGUAGCUAUUGAAACCUUGAUGGCAAGAAUUCACACGAUAAUGACAAGGACUGGCAAUGGACAAAACUUUGUGUUCUAACUACUAACUUUCUCCAUUCUGUAGUCCUAACUUUGUAUAAUUUUCAAAUUUCUUUUUAUGCUUUGUGGUUUUGGUUUCUCUUAUAAAAGAAAAAAAAAUAUAAAAAAUAAAUGGCUUCUAGUGGUUCUUUUCUUUUUUUGUAAUACGGGUAUUAAGUAGCAUUCCAUGUUACUUUGUUUCCAGUUGUCAACAGUCUUUCAAAAAGCAAUUGUAAUUUAAGGACUACAGAAAUUGGACAACUAUUUUUGUUUUUGUAAUUGUUUAAGAUUAAAAAUAAAGCAUUGUAUGGGCA